Messenger RNA from Lucilia sericata (common green bottle fly), 3313 nucleotides. RefSeq names its product sodium-dependent proline transporter. The coding region runs from base 886 to 2913 and encodes 675 amino acids. Gene Ontology annotation, cellular component: membrane. The transcript has 11 exons. NCBI's taxonomy places the organism in Eukaryota, Metazoa, Arthropoda, Insecta, Diptera, Calliphoridae. The record is from RefSeq and is a predicted model, not a curated record. Gene Ontology annotation, biological process: sodium ion transmembrane transport.
GGAAAAUUUAAAAAAAAACACACACUAAACAACAACGAAACACAAAAAAAAAAAGUAAAUAAAGCUUCACAAACGAAGAUAUCACUGGGAACGAAUAGCAAAAGUUUGUUGUUGUUUGCAUUUGGUGCAAUAAAGACGUGCAACAAGUGAAAUAUUUUUCUCUAACGUACGAUUAAAUAUUUAUUGUUGAUCAAACUGCUGAGACUGGAAGAAGUGAAAAAUAUUUAAAAAAAUUCCCAUUACCUGGGAAAUGCAUUACCGAACAGACGCGUUUUUAGUUUGUUAUAGCGAAAAUAAAAAGAAACAAAUAUAUCGCAGGACUAUACAUAUUGAUAACGAAAAGUGCAAAAGGCAUUUAAUAAGUGAUGGUGGUUUUUGUAUGCAUGUGCCACAGUGAUAAACCACAUAACUCUGUCAGUGAUAAAAGGAAAUGCUUAAUUAAUUUAUAAAACUUAACAAAGAUAAAACACUAACAGGAAAUUUAAUAAGAUUCCAGCUAGAAAUUAAAUUGUUUAUGGAAUUUAUAUAUGUUGGCUAUUAAAAGGCUAAUUGUUAAAACAACAAAAAAGUGCAUUAAUUGAAACAAAAAAUUACUAAUUGUUUUAAACGUUUGUAAAAUAAAAUAAAUUAUUGCAUUCAUAAUUAACCACCAAGAAUCAAUACAAUAACAAAAACUGAAGAAAUAAACCAACAAAAAGUAAACAACCUCAUAAAACAAAAUACGAGUAUUGCAGCAGAUUAAAAUAUUAAACAAACCUAAUUGAAGCUGUGAGCUGAGUUGAGAGCAGCGGAAAAAGUUCCACUUCAAACGACAGCGACCCCACUAAAUGGUGUUAUCAGAGACGAACGGUGACAGUGGGUCAGAGAGUGUGGAAUAAGAAAGACAUGAAAUCACUGUAUUCCGAAGCAAAACAACAUUUAAGCAAUUGUAUGCCGGCAUCGUCCACUUCUAAUGCGAAUACAAAUGAUAAACAUGAACUUGGACAUGAAUACAAUUAUGACAGCGCAAAUGGGGAUGUAUUCAGCGCAGAUGAUGAGUGUGUUAGUGGUGGUGGUGGUGGCAGCGGUGCUGGGGAUCGCGAUCAUGAAGCGAUGACACGCAGAGACAGUACUUUAAAUUGUCAUCGUAGACAUUCACAGACAACGCCCCCCACAAUAGGGCUAAAUAAUAAUUUCAUUACAAAUGCCACAACGUAUGACACGCUGCAGAAACCAUUUAAAUAUGAUAAACUAAGAGGUCGCUGGUCAACGGCCGCUGACUUUUAUUUUGCCUGUACUAGUCAUGCAUUUGGAACAAUUGUAUUUUCCGAAUUAACACUAUUCGUAUCGUCGUUUUUGGGAGGAUACGGCUUAAUACCCUAUUUACUCGGCAUCCUUUUAUAUGCCAUACCAAUAUUUGGUAUACAAACAUUUCUGGGACAAUUCUCGUCAUCGGGUACCAUAACGGUAUUUCGAGUAGCACCUAUUUUUAAAGGCAUAGGUUAUUCCAUUUUACUACAUAAUCUAGCAUCAUUAUCUUACUAUGCCAUCAUUGCUGCAGUUCCUUUAGUCUAUGCUGCCAAUUCAUUACAUUCUGUGAUACCAUGGAUGAGUUGUAAUAACACAUGGAACACUGUCAACUGUUCAACUCAUGACUUUUAUGAUGAAGAUGAGGAAGAGUUAUUUCCUCAUGCCACAGUGGAGUUCUUUCGCUCCAUUAUACGUUCGGAUGAUAAUUCACCGAAUCCUUUAUCGAUCUCUUGGCCCAUUUUAUGUGCUGUAAUUGGUAUUUGGUUACUAACCAUGUUGGUACUUUUAAAAAGAGUUACUUUCAUAGGAAAAUUCCUUCGCUGUUUAUGUAUCCUAAUGAUGACAUUCUUUUUUGCCAUCUUUACACAUUUACUGAUGCAUGUUGGUUUUACGUGGGAACAUUUGUUGGACUAUUUAAAACCCUAUGUCUAUACGGACAAUCACUCCGCCAUUUGGGCUGGUAUGAGAGCAGCUAUUAUAAUGCCCAUGUGGCUUUUGGGUCCUGGCUGUGGCAGCGUUUUACAACUGGCUAGUCAUAAUCGAUUCCGUCAUGAUAGUGAGAAAACUACGUACUGGAUUGCCUUCACGUUCCUGAUUAUGACUCAAAUGGCUGCGCUAUGUUCUCAUAUAGCUUUUGAUCAUUUCGAGGAUCAUGUCGCAAUAUUACAUGACCAAAUUGAGGAGCAGCACAAUAUGCGUUUCAUUUACAUCUGCUAUGCCUACCUGUUCGGCAGCUUUCUCAGUCUACCCAAUCUGUGGAGUUUUCUCUUUUUUGCCAUGUUAUUUUUUGCAGAACUUUCGGCUGUGAUAAUCCAAAUGAUGACCGUUUUAACGGCCAUAUUUGAUGAAUUUGAAAAAUUACGAACGAAGAAGACAAGUAUUACAAUUGGACUGGUUUUAGUAAUGCUUUUAAUUUCAGUGUACUUUUGCACAAAGCAAGGUUUCGAACACCUCCAUCUACUCCCAGACAUUGUAGCUGUCACACACUUGACAAUUUCCAUACUCCUAAUUGUAAUUACGACUUGGAUAUAUGGCCGUGAACGUUUCCAGUGUGAUUUGCAAUUUAUGUUGGGCAAAACGAUAUCAAAUUUUAAAAUUAACAUAUUACUGCGUUUUGUGACACCCUUCUUUAUAGGCUGUGGCAUUGCACAAAUUAUCUUCUUCACCAGCGAUCCGCCCUCUGUCCUCAUUUUGUUGACACAAAGUUUUAUUUACAUUGUGGUGCCCCUGUAUAUGAUCUAUAAAAUCACUCAGACUACGGGUUCCUUCAAGCAGCGCAUUCGUCAGUGUUUUGCGCCUCACGACUGGCAUCCCGUCGAUGCUGACAAUCGUCGUUUUUAUGAGGAGAUAAUGGGCACCUCUGAAAUGCUCGUCAUUUUGAAUAAUGAGCAUCAAAUUUGUUGAUUAUUUCAAAAUAUUUAUGAGAUGCGAGAUAUGAAAUUAUAAAUAAUAAAAACAAAAUAUGUUAUUUUUUAGUGAUAAGUUAAAAAAAAGAACAGAAAUUAAAUAAGAAAUUAUAAUAGAAAUUAUUUAUUCCGACAAAGUCGAACUUUUUGAAUACGCUACAGAACAAGAUUGACGCUUUAAUCUUAGUAGAAGGGGUUGUUGUAAUAUUUUAUAAUUUUAGCUCGAUUUGCAUAUCAGCUCCGAUAUUAUAAAUAUAUCAGUCUAAAAACAUAUUUAAUGUGCAUUUAAUUAUAUUUUGAAUUAUUUUCUAAAAUAAAUUUGGACUUGAAUGUAGGGGUCUGAUUCAAAAAUCUGUAACGUUUUCGAAACUAUUUUGUUGCUUCUAGAAUGAGAAUUU